AUGCCUGCCAACGCCUAUAACCGUGCCACCCAAGUUGGCCCACCUGCACCCAUUGUGAUUGAGAAGCUGAUGCCCUGGGUGGAGAAGCGGGAUGACCUGGAUAGCACCGGCAGCUCUCUGUGUUUCUCUGCUCUGUCUGAGGAGCGUCUGCUGGCUGCAGUCAGGCUGGCCAAGAGAGAUCUGAGGAAGAGACGACAGGAGUCAUUGAACAGCUCCCCCAUCAGACCACAGCCAGAGGAGACCACACCCAUCAAGAGCAAUGUGGAGCAGGUAAAUAAGAGCCAGCGAAAGCAGGCUCAUCAAUAUACUCCCCUUUCACUUGUACUGUUUAUAUCCAUCUUAUUCUGCUCCAAGAACGAUGAAUCAAUGAUCAACCUUUAUAAUUUUUCAAUUGCAAGCAGAAGAGGGUUGUUCCUAAGGGGAGGUCAAAAACGGCCGGCCCCAAAGAAGAAGUGACUCGGUCUGGAGCCGAGGUGCUUGUAUACACCCCCCAGAAGUACAUCUCCGUACCCCCUGGGCCUGAUCAUGGCCUGUCCCCCCCAACCAGAGACCCAGGCCCAAGGCAGACAGCCAGCCAGGAGCCCCAGAGAGCCCUCAGCCAGGAGGUCUGCAGGCUACAGAGAGAGCUGGCCAACUACAUCCAGAGAAUAGAUCAGCUGGCUAACAGAGGUAACUCCACAUAAAUAAAGUCACCCAUGAGUUUACCAGUCAAAUCGCCAUGGUCAGAGGUUCUAGGCCUGUUCUAGUGAUUAUAUUUCUAUGGGGAACAUAGCUGGAGUGGCACCUUGUUGGCAUACAUGCUGCUAAUGUUUGAAUCUAUUUAAUAUGCUGUUGAAUCAAAUUACAUUUUAUUUGUCACAUACACGUGUUUAGCAGAUGUUAUUGCGGGUGUAGCGAAAUGCUUGUGCUUCUAGUUCUGACAGUGCAGUAAUAUCUAACGAGUAAUAUCUAACAAUUUCGCAACAUAUACCCAAUACACACAAAUCUAAGUAAGGAAUGGAAUUAAGAAUAUAUACAUAUAUGGAUGAGCAAUGACAGAGUGGCAUGGACUAAGAUACAGUAGAAUAUUAUAGAAUACAGUAUAUACGGUACAUAUGAGAUGAGUAAUGCAAGAUAUGUAAACAAUAUUAAAGUGACUAGUGUUCCAUUUCUUAAAGCGGCCAGUGAUUUCUAGUCUACAGUGGGGAAAAAAAGUAUUUAGUCAGCCACCAAUUGUGCAAGUUCUCCCACUUAAAAAGAUGAGAGAGGCCUGUAAUUUUCAUCAUAGCUACACGUCAACUAUGAAAGACAAAUUGAGGAAAAAAAAUCCAGAAAAUCACAUUGUAGGAUUUUUAAUGAAUUUAUUUGCAAAUUAUGGUGGAAAAUAAGUAUUUGGUCACCUACAAACAAGCAAGAUUUCUGGCUCUCACAGACCUGUAACUUCUUCUUUAAGAGGCUCCUCUGUCCUCCACUCGUUACCUGUAUUAAUGGCACCUGUUUGAACUUGUUAUCAGUAUAAAAGACACCUGUCCACAACCUCAAACAGUCACACUCCAAACUCCAUUAUGGCCAAGACCAAAGAGCUGUCAAAGGACACCAGAAACAAAAUUGUAGACCUGCACCAGGCUGGGAAGACUGAAUCUGCAAUAGGUAAGCAGCUUGGUUUGAAGAAAUCAACUGUGGGAGCAAUUAUUAGGAAAUGGAAGACAUACAAGACCACUGAUAAUCUCCCUCGAUCUGGGGCUCCACGCAAGAUCUCACCCCGUGGGGUCAAAAUGAUCACAAGAACGGUGAGCAAAAAUCCCAGAACCACAUGGGGGGACCUAGUGAAUGACCUGCAGAGAGCUGGGACCAAAGUAACAAAGCCUACCAUCAGUAACACACUACGCCGCCAGGGACUCAAAUCUUGCAGUGCCAGGCGUGUCCCCCUGCUUAAACCAGUACAUGUCCAGGCCCGUCUGAAGUUUGCUAGAGUGCAUUUGGAUGAUCCAGAAGAGGAUUGGGAGAAUGUCAUAUGGUCAGAUGAAACCAAAAUAUAACUUUUUGGUAAAAACUCAACUCGUCGUGUUUGGAGGACAAAGAAUGCUGAGAACACCAUACCUACUGUGAAGCAUGGGGGUGGAAACAUCAUGCUUUGGGGCUGUUUUUCUGCAAAGGGACCAGGACGACUGAUCCGUGUAAAGGAAAGAAUGAAUGGGGCCAUGUAUCGUGAGAUUUUGAGUGAAAACCUCCAUCCAUCAGCAAGGGCAUUGAAGAUGAAACGUGGCUGGGUCUUUCAGCAUGACAAUGAUCCCAAACACACCGCCCGGGCAACGAAGGAGUGGCUUCGUAAGAAGCAUUUCAAGGUCCUGGAGUGGCCUAGCCAGUCUCCAGAUCUCAACCCAAUAGAAAAUCUUUGGAGGGAGUUGAAAGUCCGUGUUGCCCAGCGACAGCCCCAAAACAUCACUGCUCUAGAGGAGAUCUGCAUGGAGGAAUGGGCCAAAAUACCAGCAACAGUGUGUGAAAACCUUGUGAAGACUUACAGAAAACGUUUGACCUGUGUCAUUGCCAACAAAGGGUAUAUAACAAAGUAUUGAGAAACUUUUGUUAUUGACCAAAUACUUAUUUUCCACCAUAAUUUGCAAAUAAAUUCAUUAAAACAAUGUGGUUUUCUGGAUUUUUUUCCCUCAUUUUGUCUGUCAUAGUUGACGUGAUGAUGAAAAUUACAGGCCUCUCAUCUUUUUAAGUGGGAGAACUUGCACAAUUGGUGGCUGACUAAAUACUUUUUUCCCCCACUGUAUGUCUAUAGGCAGCAGCCUCUAAUGUGCUAGUGAUGGCUAUUUAACAGUCUGAUGGCCUUGAGAUAGAAGCUGUUUUUCAGUCUCUCAGUCCCAGCUUUGAUGCACCUGUACUGACCUCGCCUUCUGGAUGUUAGUGGGGUAAACAGGCAGUGGCUCGGGUGGUUGAUGUCCUUGAUGAUAUUUUUGGCCUACCUGUGACAUCGGGUGCUGUAGGUGUCCUGGAGGGCGGGUAGUUUGCCCCCGGUAAUGGAUUGGGCAGACCGCACCACCCUCUGGAGAGCCCUGCGGUUGCGGGCGGUGCAGUUGCCGUACCAGGCGGUGAUAUAGCCCGACAGGAUGCUCUCAAUUGUGCAUCUGUAAAAGUUUGUGAGGGUUUUAGGUGCGGGUUUGUGAGGGUUUUAAGUACCAAAUAUUUUGAAUGGUAUUUAGCGUAUGGGACACUGCAUGCAGUUUAGAGACCCAUGGUCAUGUGUAUUGUGCUGUGCAUUCUAGGGCGAAUGGUUGCAGAGCCCUUGGAGCCUGAUGAGCAGCGCAGGGUGGAUGUCCGCAGACAGGAACAGGCAGCCCGCUCUGCACGCAUCAUCUAUGUGCUGCAACAACAGGUGAAAGAAAUCCAAGAGGAUUUGGACAAACUACGCUCACAGAAGAUUCAGCACACAAAGAAAGUAAGUCUCACUUAAUAACCAAUGCUGUCGUACUCUGAGGUUCAUGAUGAGGACAAUGACAAAGACUAACAUCUAUCUCCCUCGCUCUUUGUUUGUCAGUCCAGAGCGAUUGACAGGUUGGCUGCUGCCCACAGAGGGGCGGUUAGGGCCAUGCAGGUGUUCACUAAUCAGCUGUCUGACACGUCUGAGGGGAGGUUGCCCUCCCAUUAUAAAGAGCUGGGCCAGCUGAUCCGCCAGCUUUCUCUGUGCUCGGCCAAAGUGGAGGUGGGCCAGGGAUCAGCCAUCCCAGAGACUGCCCUGGACAUCCUGCAGAAACUAGAGGUCAGUCAGAGGCUGAGUCCCAAAUAGCACCUUAUUCUCUUUAUAGUGCAGUACUUUUGACCAGGGGCAGGGGCCAUAGGUCUCUGGUCCAAAGUAAUGCACUAUAUAGGAAAUUGAAAGCCAUUUGCGAUGCAUCCAUAGAUUUAAUCCAUCACCUACAGGUCACUCUCACCUUAUUAAACAGAAGAUGGGCACCAGAACAUUUGGUCAUUUUUUAUAAGUAAUCAAACUUUGUAAAUCUAUAUUAGGUUAUACAAGCAAUACCCCAUUUAAAAACCUAAGCUAUUAAAUCUAAAGAAACUGGAAAUAAAUGUGCUGGAGAGCCACAAAACCAUAGGUAGAGCUGAUGUGUUAUACAGUACAUUUAAUUUAGAUUUUAUUUGGCUUCUUUCAUUUGAAUGUAUUUGAUUUUCCUGUCUCUCUCUGUGUCUCUCAGACCCUGGAUACUGCUCUCAGCAAGCAGGAGAGUCCAGCACAGAGGAGGCAGGCCCGAGCACGCAGCUUCUCCCCUGCACGCCACCGCAGGUCUCCACAUCGCAGCACGUCUCCUCCCCGUCCCCGUGCACCCAGGGGCCCUGCCACCAGGGGUAUCAGAGGACAUCGUAGAGCAGCAGGCCCCAAGAAGUCCUUCCCUGGUGAGCAACGAGCAGGUGUUCUCAUUCUGUGACUCAGCAUUCAGAGACACUCAUUAUCACAGUCAGCUGUGCUGCUGAAGCUAUUUGAUUAGCAUUUUAAUAAGGAUAGCCUAAUUAUCUUUUUUUUUAUUGGCUCAUUAUUCCAUAUCCUCAUAACAUCAAAAACGAAUGUAAAUGAAUUUCAUACAUCAUAAAACCGGGAACAACCAACACAGCAAAUGCGUCAGACAAAUCAGUAUCCCCCUCCUACGGUUGAAACCACACGCACACUGACACAGCUGUUGAUAAAAUAUCUGAUCCAAAAAUAGAACAUUUGUGGUGGGCGUAACAUUUCCUGAAACUGCAUUUUUUUAUUUGAGCAUCUCAUGUCUUUGUUAUUUACCCUGUUCUUUCAUUGUGAACGAGGGAGCAGAUCCUUACGGCUCCCACGGCUCAGGAAAUCACCUGAAGGCUUAAGUGCUGUGUGUGUUUGGGCCUCCCACCGAGCCUGAAUCACGGCACCAGGGUGGAGAUUAAUGAGAGGCUGGCUAGCUGCAAAGAGGGGAAAGAGGGCCGGGGUCCGGUUCUCUGGCCAUGGGUCUCCUGCAGGCAGCUCAUUGUGUGGGUGGCUAGCACCUACUGUGUACAGUCUCCCUGUGGGAGAGAUGGUCCAGCCACCACACACCACGAGAGGGUUUGAACUGCAUGUCACGCUCAGGUCUCCUUGGCAACUAAUAACAGUUCCCAAUGUCAAUGAACAAGCCCCCAACCUUCUCCACACUGCCAAACAAGCAGCAGGCAGGUGUCUGUUUGUGUGCUAGUUGGCCAGAUAAGUGUGUAGUCUCUCAAAGGAGCAUGCAGGUGUUAUCCCUAAGGGCCAUACAGGCUUUACUCGUGUUUGAUUAGUCAUGCCAAGCACUGUAACACUUAUCUGUAAGGGCCUAUAGAAAUUAUUGAGCACAUAGCCUAGCUGUUCAAGUAUUUCAAAACAUUUAAUUUUUUGUUUGUUAUCAUGAGCCAAUGUUGUGAUGUUAGCAGAUAGGAGAGCGGUCCAUCAGCAUCAGCAGCCCCCCAGAGCCACAGAGCCUCCUCCACAGCUGGAUCGCAGCCAGGUGCUCAGGGCUGGCCUGGAGAGCCUGGUCCAUCUCAGAGAACUCAGGGAAGGAGGGGGACAGGUCCCCAACAGUCAAGGAGGAGCACUGCACCCAGAUAGGACAAAGGUCAGUGAGUUUAAUACUUACAUUUUCGACGCAAUUAAAUGUAUUUUAAUAUGUCCAUUAAUAACUGUCUAGCCUGAACUAUUUUCACUACAAUUGUGUCUCUUAAAUAUUAUCUUUGUCCAGAAGCAGGGAGCCCAUGUGAGGGAUGCAGGUUUCCAGCAGCCCACAGUGGCUUCCAGGCUGAGAGUGUGUCAGCACCCACAGAAGGAGGCCUCUGUGCCCUGGAUACCAACGUCACCUCACUCUCCUCCUAAACAACAACAGCGGUGAGCUCAGAAGAGAGCACUCUCUCUUGUCCUCCGUCUCUCUUUUGUAACUUACUCUUGCUGCGUACUCUCUCUCCCUCGCUUACAUUCUCGCUCUCUUUUAAUUGUAAUUUUUUCUAAUCCACUUCCACUUGUGUUACGUGUCCAGCUCCCCUCAGAAGAGGCCAGAGCCUCGAUGUCUGUUCUCCCCUCUGAAGCCCUCCUCAGGCCCCUCAGAGCAGCAGCUGAGUGGUGUGGUGACAGCAGAGCAGGACCAGGGUCUGACCUCUGAUAGACAGAGACAAGUCCACAACGAAGCCCUCAGGUCAGUGAUAAUAACAAUAAUACAUUUGUGUUUCAUUUAACACAGAAAACAUAAACCAUUGGACAUGGCAAACAACCUUGUGUCUUAUUAGCAUCAUAGCACCUUAUUAGUCUCACUUAUUUGAGGUUUUAGUUGAUGUAUAAUACACUACAUGACCAAAGGUAUGUGGACACCUGCUCGUCCAAUGUCUCAUUCCAAAAUCAUGGGCAUUAAUAUAGAGUUGGUCCCCCCUUUGCUGCUAUAACAGCCUCCACUCUUCUGGGAAGGCUUUCCACUAGAUGUUGGAACAUUGCUGCGGGGACUUUCUUCCAUUCAGCCACGAGCAUUAGUGAUGUUGGGCAAUUAGGCCUGGCUCGCAGUCAGCUUUCCAAUUCAUCCCAAAGGUGUUUGAUGGGGUUGAGGUCAGGGCUCUGUGCAGGCCAGUCAAGUUCUUCCACACCGAUCUCGACAAACCAUUUCUGUAUGGACCUCACUUUGUGCACAUGGGCAUUGUCAUGCUGAAACAGGAAAGGGCCUUCCCCAAACUGUUGCCACAAAGUUGGAAGCACAGAAUUGUCUAGAAUGUCAUUGUAUGCUGUAGCAUUAAGAUUUCCCUUCAUGAAAAACAGCCCCAGACCAUCAUUCCUUCUCCUCCAAACUUUACAGUUGGCACUAUGCAUUUGGGCAGGUAGAUGCCAGGAGAACGCUGCCAAACCCAGAUUAGUCCGUCGGACUGCCAGAUGGUGAAGCGUGAUUCAUCACUCCAGAGAACGCGUUUCCACUGCUCCAGAGUCCAAUGGCAGCGAGCUUUACAACACUCCAGACGACGCUUGGCAUUGCGCAUGGUGAUCUUAGGCUUGUGUGCGGUUGCUCGGCCAUGGAAACCCAUUUCAUUAAGCUCCUGGCGAACAGUUAUUGUGCUGACGUUGCUUCCAGAGGCAGUUUGGAACUCGGUAGUGAGUGUUGCAUCCGAGGACCUGCUAGUUUUACGCGCUACGCACUUCAGCACUCGGCGGUCCCGUUCUGUGAGCUUGUGUGGCCUACCACUUCGCGUUGUUGCUCCUAGACGUUUCCACUUCACAAUAACAGCACUUACAGUUGACCGGGGCAGCUCUAGCAGGGCAGACAUAUGACGAACUGACUAUGAUGGUGCCACGUUGAAAGUCACUGAGCUCUUCAGUAAGGCCAUUCUACUGCCAAUGAUUGUCUAUGGAGAUUGCAUGGCUGUGUGCUCGAUUUUAUACACCUGUCAGCAACAGGUGUGGCUGAAGUGGCCGAAUCCACUAAUUGUAUACAUAGUGUUUAUGUGUUAUAGCUGUGUGGACUGGCAGAAUGAAUUAACCAAGGGAAACUGCCCAGGGAACAGUUAAAUUAAUGGAUCUGCUCAUUUUGCUUAAUUAAGUCAUUUAAAACCCUGAUCUCAGACCCCACUUGCUGAAAGCUGCAAGCAAUACUCUGAUUCCAAUUCAAAGUUAACCUCUUCAAUAAAUUAAAUCUAGGUGCUUGCUUGUUAUAUUGGGGACAUUAUUCUUUUUUUAAAGCACCGUUAUCGAUAGCAGUGCCUGCCUGCCCUAAAUUCAAGUGCACAGCAACCCUCUACACUAAUCAAAACAUAAUUAGUGCAAUUGAGGUCUAUAAUUAAUCAAAUGCCUGCAGCCUGCUUUCGGUAGCUAACAUUAGGACUGGUUUAUGUGGACCUCUAAUUGAAACGGUUCUGUCUGUGUUGUACGGUGUGGUCUAUGUGAAUGCACAGGCAAGCCUGGCUUGACAGGAUGACCAUGCAGAGACUGAGGGACCUAAAUCAGCUGAGUAAAGAUGAAGCAGAACGCAUCCAGAGACUCCGGUACACUAGUGUAGUACUAUGUCCUCUACACACUCCCUAUCAUAGCCUAGGAACAAAUAUACUGUUAGUCUACCCUGUCAAGCUAAAAGUGGGAGGUCCAAAUAUGUUGUAGUUGUGUCAAGGUACUAGUUCCUCAGUGUGAAACUAUGGCCACUUAACAUCUCCCUGAACCCCUCCAGGUUUGUGACAAGUAUGAGUCUGGAAAUCAAUGGACAAACACAAUAUUACCAAGCCAGAGGGGAAUAACUGAGUGAAAAGACAGGAUUCAAAGCCUCUAUAUUGUCACACCAGACUUACGCAUGUGUGUGUGUCAGGUCUGAGGUGGGCUCUCCAACCCAGUGGGCUGAGAGAGCUGAGCAGGAGGCCCGAGGGAGACUACAGCCUCUGUUGGACCAGGCCCUGGUAAGACAGUCAUUUAAACUCUCCUCUCAAAAAAUAAAGGGUUGUAUGCACACAAAAAAUAGACAACCUUUUUAGUUUUGUCUUGCUUUUCAGCAGGCAGGGAAAUAAAUAACUGAGUGUGUAACUUUGCUGUCACUCAAUACCCACAUUGUUGUUACAUCAGAAAAGCCUGGACCAAGGAAAGCUUUCCCCUCACUCAGGAAUUCCACUUACCUCAGAGUAGUGGGAAAAUCAAUACAUCUAAUUUGUAAUUGAAAAAUCCAUACAGCUAUUUACCACCAGAUUUGUGCCACCAUAGUGAAAUGAAUAGGGAAUUUACAGCUAAGCCUAGGGUGUACUGCUGCAGCCUUGUGUGUGUGCUGAGUGAAAAGACUGAGUUAGAGUAGGAGAGGUUGGUGUUAGGUGGGAGAAGGUCAAUAGUGGUGUGGUACUGAGCUUGCCCUACUUGUUUACUCCAGCAGAUGGGAGCUGCUGCCUCUCAGGCCCGGGACAGAAAGGCCACAUCGUCACUGAGGCAUCGGCUGUCUGAGCAGGCUGCAGACAGAGUGAGUAGCCCUGUCAUAUCGUAAUGAUACUGACCUAUAUUACACAGUGUUUAUAUAUAUAUAUAUAUAUAUAUAUAUAUAUAUAUAUAUAUAUAUAUAUAUAUAUAUAUACAUAUAUAUAUAUAUAUACAUAUACAGUGAGGGAAAAAAGUAUUUGAUCCCCUGAUUUUGUACGUUUGCCCAAUGACAAAGAAAUGAUCAGUCUAUAAUUUUAAUGGUAGGUUUAUUUGAACAGUGAGAGACAGAAUAACAACCAAAAAAUCCAGAAAAACGCAUGUCAAAAAUGUUAUAAAUUGAUUUGCAUUUUAAUGAGGGAAAUAAGUAUUUGACCCCUCUGCAAAACAUGACUUAGUACUUGGUGGCAAAACCCUUGUUAGCAAUCACAGAGGUCAGACGUUUCUUGUAGUUGGCCACCAGGUUUGCACACAUCUCAGGAGGGAUUUUGUUCCACUCCUCUUUGCAGAUCUUCUCCAAGUCAUUAAGGUUUCGAGGCUGACGUUUGGCAACUCGAACAUUCAGCUCCCUCCACAGAAUUUCUAUGGGAUUAAGGUCUGGAGACUGGCUAGGCCACUCCAGGACCUUAAUGUGCUUCUUCUUGAGCCACUCCUUUGUUGCCUUGGCCGUGUGUUUUGGGUCAUUGUCAUGCUGGAAUACCCAUCCACGACCCAUUUUCAAUGCCCUGGCUGAGGGAAGGAGGUUCUCACCCAAGAUUUGACAGUACAUGGCCCCGUCCAUCGUCCCUUUGAUGCGAUGAAGUUGUCCUGUCCCCUUAGCAGAAAAACACCCCCAAAGCAUAAUGUUUCCACCUCCAUGUUUGACGGUGGGGAUGGUGUUCUUGGGGUCAUAGGCAGCAUUCCUUCUCCUCCAAACACGGCGAGUUGAGUUGAUGCCAAAGAGCUCCAUUUUGGUCUCAUCUGACUACAACACUUUCACCCAGUUCUCCUCUGAAUCAUUCAGAUGUUCAUUGGCAAACUUCAGACGGCCCUGUAUAUGUGCUUUCUUGAGCAGGGGGACCUUGCGGGCGCUGCAGGAUUUCAGUCCUUCACGGCAUAGUGUGUUACCAAUUGUUUUCUUGGUGACUAUGGUCCCAGCUGCCUUGAUCAUUGACAAGAUCCUCCCGUGUAGUUCUGGGCUGAUUCCUCACCGUUCUCAUGAUCAUUGCAACUCCACGAGGUGAGAUCUUGCAUGGAGCCCCAGGCUGAGGGAGAUUGACAGUUCUUUUGUGUUUCUUCCAUUUGCGAAUAAUCGCAACAACUGUUGUCACCUUCUCACCAAGCUGCUUGGCGAUGGUCUUGUAGCCCAUUCCAGCCUUGUGUAGGUCUACAAUCUUGUCCCUGACAUCCUUGGAGAGCUCUUUGGUCUUGGCCAUGGUGGAGAGUUUGGAAUCUGAUUGAUUGAUUGCUUCUGUGGACAGGUGUCUUUUAUACAGGUAACAAGCUGAGAUUAGGAGCACUCCCUUUAAGAGUGUGCUCCUAAUCUCAGCUUGUUACAUGUAUAAAAGACACCUGGGAGCCAGAAAUCUUUCUGAUUGAGAGGGGGUCAAAUACUAAUUUCCCUCAUUAAAAUGCAAAUCUAUAACAUUUUUUACAUGUGUUUUUCAGGAUUUUUUUGUUGUUAUUCUGUCUCUCACUGUUCAAAUAAAACUACCAUUAAAAUUAUAGACUGAUCAUUUCUUUGUCAGUGGGCAAACGUACAGGGGAUCAAAUACUUUUUUCCCUCACUGUAUAUAUAUAUAUAUUUUUCAUUAUUUGAGUCCCAAAUGCCCAUAGGGCUUUGGUCAAAAGUAGUGCACUAUAUAGGGAAUAGGGUGCCAUUUCGAGAAACAGCCCUGAAGGGAUUCCAUAAAACCCUUUCCCAUGUGCUGAGCUCUGUGCUAUCUACCUCCCUCUCCAGGCUGCGGAGAGCGCUGAGGUGCUGAGUGAGGCCCUGCUAGAGGAGCUGCUGGCUGAUGCAGCGCAGGCCGCCUGGGCGGCGGAGACAGACAGACGGACGGAGGGUUUGGCCCAGCGCCAGCUCCAGACCCCCACCCUGGAGAGCAUGCUGCUGCGCAUGGAGGAGAUGGAGGUGAGCCCUGAGCACGGCCCUAUGGAAAGGCCACCAAACAAAGGUCACAGGGAGUUUGAAAGGGCACCGCUGGUUAGUUUGUCAUGCAAGGCCUGUGUGAUAUUUGACAGCCUUGGUCAAGCUGUGCUGUGGAGAUACAGUGAAUGCACUGUCCAGUCCCGUCUGGAUUCCUUAUAAGGCUUUGUAUUAUUGUUUGGCUGAAAAAUUAAUAAAAAUAAUAUACUUAUUUUAUCAUCUAUGUGUUUGAGCAGAAAGACCAGGAAGCUGUGAGGAGGCGCUUUGCUACCAUCACAUACUCAGACCCUCACUACUGGGACAGAGGGGACACAACUGGUGAGUAAACAGACCAAGUAACUCCUCCGCACAUUUUUGCAUUGUUGUUCAUCUGGUGCACUGCAGGUGGAGGUAUUGUGUUAGUGCUGUUUUAGCCAGUUGAGAGCAAGGCUAUCCCUCAUUCUAACUCAUUUUCCACCCCUCUUUCUCUCAUCCCCCUCUCCCCCAUCUGUCUCUCAGGGCCCCAGAGGUCUGCUCCAGGCUCCAGGCCAGUCUCUCCUCAGCCCAUUAGGAUCACCAGGCCAGCACUGAGACACACCACCACGGCUGACAUUGUCCUGGAGAGCCCUGUGGAGACCGGGUGAGUUGACAUGUGCGCUUCUGUUUUCUCCCUUUCCCAGGGGAUUUCUGGUGUUGCCAAAGCGCUCUUUUCUGUGA
This is a messenger RNA of Coregonus sp. 'balchen', 11693 nucleotides long. The record is from the annotation of a GenBank genome assembly. Lineage: Eukaryota; Metazoa; Chordata; Actinopteri; Salmoniformes; Salmonidae.